UCUUUCUCUAUCUUCCAUCUAUCUAGCGCUCUCCUGUCCCAGGUCCUCCUGAAAAGCUCAUUCCCAAGAUUCUGCCCGACGCAGUUUCUCUUUACCCCAACACACUUUCCAUUUUGAUACCCACAUACGCAUCCACACAGGCAAUUGAAGAUUCGGUGGUCUCCCAAGCCAGCAGAAACCGAACUAUUUUAUGAUAUGUUCAAAACUACUCAACAGAUUACCAUCGCUCUUUCUUUGGACAGGUUACAGAUAUGCUCGAGUGGUUGUUUUCUUGGACAAAACAACAGGUCGGACCGAGGCCGUCCAUACUACUAAUGAGUAGUUGAUCUUGGCCAGUUGAAUCACUACUAUCGAGUCUUCCAGUGACCAUCUCAACUUCUCAACGCGAAAAAAAUGAUGAAUGCUCUAAAUCAGUUGGACAAAGUAAAAUGCUCAUGGAACAAACCUGUGAUUGACCAGGAUGUCCGAAAGGGGGAAAGUGGGAUACCCAUCGAUCCACCAUGGGCGUUACCUAAGCUCCAGCCUCUUUUGUCUUGCCGCCGCUUUCCGCCUACUGUUUCCCUCUCUUUUCCCCCUUUACCGCCAAUGCUAACCGACUGCUGAUGACUGCCUGAGACUUCUCUUGUGUUCUGCUGCCCACUGGUAAAAUAACUUACUGGAAAGUCAUACGCCAGGUUUUCGUAUGUACCCUCCCUUUCUAUCCCGGUUCUUGUCCUUAGUCUCUUUUGACUCCUGAGGCGUCCGUUUCUCUCUCCACGCCCGUCUCCAUUCCUGCCUAUCUACCCCGUGCCUCCACUUUUCCUUUCUUCCAAGCGAUCUCCCUUCCCUCCCCAAGGCAGUAGGGGAAUUAAAAUUAAAACAAAAAAAAAUCUAAAUUAAAAUACAACAUUUAACACGGCCCUACAGAUUAUUGCACUCAUUAUUCAGCUCGUCAGUCCGUUAUUACACCAGCUACCUUUUUCUGCCUGCGGCGCCCAUGGUCCCGUGACCUCACAUCGUCGCAACCUCUCUCAGGCUUUCCAACCGCUACCAUUUCGGGACCGGCUUUCCAUCCUCCGC
Molecule: messenger RNA, 1059 nt
Organism: Aspergillus caelatus
Lineage: Eukaryota; Fungi; Ascomycota; Eurotiomycetes; Eurotiales; Aspergillaceae
Exons: 3
Coding region: 394-603 (69 amino acids)
Source: RefSeq, a predicted model, not a curated record